Haliotis rubra (blacklip abalone) is the source of this 1011-nucleotide messenger RNA. RefSeq names its product MFS-type transporter SLC18B1-like. The record is from RefSeq and is a predicted model, not a curated record. NCBI's taxonomy places the organism in Eukaryota, Metazoa, Mollusca, Gastropoda, Lepetellida, Haliotidae. The transcript has 5 exons. Bases 64 to 420 code for a protein of 118 amino acids.
CUGUGUUGUGUAUCCGCCAGCUUCCUAUUAUUUGGACCAGCUCCGUUUCUGGGAUUUGUACCCAUGCUGUGGCUCUCCAUACUGACAUCCUCCUUCAUAGGACUCUCCUUUGCCCCUGUCUCUGUCAGCGCAAUGAAGAGCAUAUACAGGGGAGCAAGAGAUAGGGGACUGAAGGACGACGGAGCUACAUUCGGGUUCUUGGCUGGCAUAAUUCAGUCAUCUACUUACAUAGGAACGUUCUCUGGUCCAUUGCUGGGUGGAAUAAUAGUGGACCAUUUCGGAUUCCAGUGGCUGAUGGCAGCAUGUUCCAUUCUGAUUAUAGUCACGGGUCUGUCUUUCACGCCCUUCGUCGGGAUUACAUUGUGGAGGGAGUACAGACUCAGGAAUGCAAAUACCGGAGGAUAUUUAGAAUUGGAGUGAUUUUCAUACAAGAGUGAGAAAAUUGCCAAAAUGAAAAAUAAAUGAAUAAGUCCUCAAGUAUCCAGUCAGCAAGGUACACGUUACAGAAAUCACUGAUGGAAUGUAACUGGCAUCGGGCAUGUCAGUGAAACUCAUGGGGAUAUUCAAGGAUUGUUGCGCAUUCAUCGAAGGACAACAACAUUCAUCGAAAGAUCUGUGACAUUUACAUCGUAGUGUAACUGUUAUCCGUAGAAAAAAAUGUGAAACAAUUCUUAAAGUUACCAAGUAAUGACUAAUGGUUUUAAUUUGGUUAUGUUUGUCAGGCUUGCGUUUCUUUGGUCUGCGAAAAAGUCCAUUUGAAUCUGGAAGUUAGAUGCAGCAUCUUAAGCGGUUCAGUAAGACAGUGUGGCAUACAUACUCUGUCCUCUUAACUUAUAAGUUAGUUUGCUGUGUUUCUUGGGAUAAUUUUGCAUAUUCCCUCCGAGAUCACCUCAACAAAAUUCAAAGGAACUCACACGUUACUGAUGUGGAAUUCAAGGCUUCUGCUUACAAACUGAAGCCUGUAUUCUAGUGCUUGACAUGGCUAGUCAAAUAUUAAUAUUAUUAAAACUA